Thecamonas trahens ATCC 50062 is the source of this 2418-nucleotide messenger RNA. RefSeq lists its product as uncharacterized. Bases 1 to 2418 code for a protein of 805 amino acids. The transcript is spliced from 2 exons. NCBI's taxonomy places the organism in Eukaryota, Apusomonadida, Apusomonadidae. The record is from RefSeq and is a predicted model, not a curated record.
AUGGACAUGCGCGGGAAGCGCGAGUCUGGAGCUGGUGGUGGCGGGGCUGACCGCAGUCUCUCAUCGGCAAGGAGCAAGCGCGACUCGUCGGCCACAGAGUCUACCGAUGACCGCCUCUUUGGCGGCGUUGCUGGAAGCAUCUCGUUGGAGCAGGUGGCGACAGUCUCACUCGAUGCGGCAGUCGCUGCUCUCCUUGCCUCGCCCGAGGUUGCCCGCCUUGGCAUUUUCCUUGCGCCGCAGGACCGCCGGAUGAUCCACACCCUUGGCUCCUCGCUGGCAGAGCUUGUCGCCAGCCACGUGGCCGACAUCCAUGCCGAGCUCGCGCAGGAGGACGCCGUCGCUCGCGCCGCCGCUGCCGCCUCCUUGUCGGGCGCGCCGGCGCGCUCGCCGCGCUCGCCGCACAACUCCUCGCCCAAGUCGGGCAAGUCGGGCAAGUCGGCCCGUCCAUCACCAUCCCGCUCCUCUGCCCGCAAGCGUCAAGACAAGCGCCGCUCCGACGCCCCGAGGCCUGCCGCUGCGCCUGCCGCCGACCACGACGCUCAUGAUGCUGCGCCUCGCCCACCAGCUCCUACCGUCUCACCUGAGCGCCUGGCAGCCGCUGUUGAUGCCAUCGUUGACGAGCUGCUGGGCCCGGCUUGUCGCCCGCUGGGGCUUCUUCAGUUUGACGGCCUUGACGACGCGGUCGCCACUGUCGAGACUGCACUCCGCGGUGCCGACCUGCACCUCGAGGCCGUUGACCUCAAGCUCCUCUCACUCGCCGCCAAGCCGCAAGCAUGGCAAGUCGGCUCGUGGCCCAUCGAGCCCAUGCCCGAGCGCCCUGGCGCAGCAUCGCCCGACUCGGACGGCGCGCAACAGAGCCCGGAACAGUGGGAGGCUACUCACGUUCCGCAGCCAGAGCCGACCACAGGCGUCCCGCCUGCUGUCACGGCUGCUGUAUCGCUCGCGGUCCUUCGCGCCUGUAUGCGCGCGGCGCCGCAGCCUGUCCCGCGACUUCCGGGCCUGCCGUACCUCGACUGGCUCGCCGCCCGCUUCUCCACCACCGCCCGCGUUCCCAUUCCGGUCAUCCCGCUCGUCUCCGCUGGCCUCACCACUGGCGCCAAGUUCCGACAGCGGCGAGUCUGGCUUGUCCCGCGCACACCCAAAGCCAAUCUACUCUCUGUCGUGCCCGACGUCUAUGCUGCCUUUGGCGCCGCGCUCGCCGACCGCAUGGGCGCCGCCUUUGGCAUCGCAUCGCCCGCCAACGGCUACCUUCCCGCCAAGCUCGACUCUCUCGAUGGCGUCGUCUCGCUCCUCGAUGAGGCUGCAGUGGCCGUUGCGAGUCCGCCUGUCCGCGCACCUCCGCGUCCGGGCCCGGCCCUCAAGCUCUGGGUCGAGGCCGAGCCCGAUGCCGCCUACAUUGCCCGCAUCCGGCGCUACGACGUCUCCGGUGCUGCGUCCUGUGGCCUGCUCCCGACUGGGGUUGGCUCGAACUCGUCGUCGUCCAAGACGCAGCUCCGCUCGGCCGCUGACCUGCUCAGCGUUUACAAGUCCAAGGUCCUCAACACGGACGCCGUCACUGGUAUCAUCCAGCCGUUUGCUACCGCCGACGACGACGGCUAUGCGCUCACGGCGGCGGACCCUGGGUUCUGCGUCGCGGUCUCGACCGCGCCCGGAGCCGCGACGUCGCCGGCAUCGGCCACAAGCAUGUCACCGCGAUUUGCUGACGACGACCAUGCCCUUGUUCGUGUCCGCAGCAGCGGCGGGACUUCAAGCAACGCGUCAGUCGCCUCUAACCGCUCCACAAGCGGUUCGCGUCGGCGCCGCAAGCCCAGCAGUCGCGCUGUCGGCCACGACGAGCCGGCCUCGCCCAGGUCUCCGGUCACUCCAACCUCGCCUAUGUCGUCCAAGAGCCGUCGCUCGCGGCGUGCCCGCAAGUCGGCUGCCGCCAGCAUCGUCGACGGCGCCCCGCCGCCCAAAAUUAGCGCCCCGCCGCCGCUCUCCAACCUCGCCCGCGACGCCAAGGCCCAGACAGGCACCGCGCCCGACGAGCCGGCGGCGCUCUUUGGCCGAUCCACAAAGCACCCGCGCAAUCGCAGGCACGUUGUUGCACCAAGCCACGCCACCGCAGGCACCAACUGGUCGCAGCCGGAGCACCAGGUCCAAGUCGCCAACAAGUACUCGGUCGUCACCCUUACGCUCGCGUCGUGCGCAACAGUCUCGGCACUCAUGCGGACCGUCGCUGAGCUGCACGAGCGCGGCCGGUCGGUGGCUCUCGACCUCGGCCCGGACCAGAUCGCCAGCGGCAAUGGGCCCGAGUUGAUGGAGCUUGCCGCCGCCGCAGGUGUCGACUACGUCGUCCUCGGUGCGCUCUCGGACCCUCAUGCUGCCGCAGCCUACGCCCGCCUCCUCGAUAUCGCCACCGCUGCUGACGCCAUGUAG